GCACGAGCCCCUGUAGCAGUGGCGAGAAAUACGUGCGUGCGUGUUGUCGAAGCCAGUAGGCGCGACUGAGAGUACCUCACAAGUGUCUCAAAGAGUCGCCGCUGCAGCCGCGCCGUUUUCGCUUCAUUCCGAGGCGUUGCAAGCCCGCAGUGUCAGACUGUAGGGGCUCCCGCCGCGCGCCAAGCCGAAUGAAACUCGUCGGCAUGGCCCUCCUGUUGGGCGCAUGCCGGGCGCUGCGCCCCGCCGCCCGGCUGACGCGCACGCGCCUCCGCGCGUCGACGACCGUCGCCGAGGACACCGUGCCGCCCGUCACCUUACUAAGUGGUUUUCUGGGAGCCGGCAAGACGUCGAUGCUCACGUCCAUUUUACAGAACCGAGAAGACCUGAAAGUAGCGGUGGUCGUGAAUGAUGUGGCCGCGGUGAAUGUGGAUGGAUCUAUUGUGAAAAGAGAGUUAGUAGAAACGGACGGCGAGCCCGUCGAACUGUUAGAACUACAGAACGGGUGUGUCUGCUGCGGUCCCGAAGCGGGCGAACUCGCGCAGAGCAUAAGAGGCAUGGUGAAGGGGCGAGGCUUCGACCACGUCGUCGUCGAACUGAGCGGCGUCGCGGACCCGUCGGUCGUCAAGGCUAAUUUAAAACAAGGAGAUGUGGAUGUGGAACGAGUGGUCACGUUGGUCGACGCGCCGGCCUUCUGCGAGCAGUGGAUGAGUUAUGAUGUGAUGGAAGAUAGGAUUAAGGACGACAAUGAAGAUCCUUACCACCCUACAAGCAUGAAGAAGGCUUUGGCAUCCAAAGCUGAUCUGGAGGCCGAUCCCUGUGCGGCGGGGCAAAAGGUCGCCGCUUUAUUAGCGGCGCAGGUCGAGUGCGCUGAUGUGAUUGCAGUUAACAAAAUCGACCAGGCUGCUCAAGAUACGGAGCAGGCCGUCGUCACGUGCUCGGCGUUGAUGCCCGACGCGAAAGUGCUGCGGACGGAAUAUGGGCGGGCGCCGUUAUCUGAAUUAUUACCGGAGAAGUGCACUGUGAGCGGUGAAACGUUGUCGACGUGCAGUGAACCGUGCUGCGACGAGGUUUCAGGACACGAGUGGGCGGGCGUGUUCUCACUGGAAGAGGGUUCAUACGAGUGGACGGCGCAGCAAGUAGGUGGUAAAUAUGCGGAUCCGGCCAUGCGGAUGGUCGUGUUGCGGGCGUCUGGUGUGACGCGGGACGCUCUUGAGAGUGUAGAAGGGUUGGGCGAGGCGCUGAUCAAGAGCGACAAGUGUGUCGACGUCGAAAGUGGCGGUGUUAUUACCCCAGGCAAGUGCUACAACCUCGUCUUCGACCAAUCAUCUGAGGAGACCAAGUUUACCAUAGAAAGUAGUGGUCCAACCGCGAUCUUCACGGAGCACUUUCCCACGGAAUUCGAGGCGGAUACACAUUAUUUACGACGGAACGGCGAGGAUAUCGAACCCGCAGCAGAGUUAGGAGAAAGCGGCCACUCGCACGAGCACGGGCACUCGCACGACUUGCCGAGCCACGCGACGGACUUCGGCAACUUCGUCUACACGCAGAAGCGGCCCUUCAACUACGAUAGAUUACUGGGCAUGAUCUCGCGGUGGCCGAUCCCGCAGAAGACGAUGCUCGACGUGCGCGACUUGAAGCCGGGCGGCGCGGGCGUGAAGGGCGUCGAGUCCCCCUGGGAGAGUGUUUUGCGGUCCAAGGGCACGGUCUGGUUGGAUACGCAUCCCCGCCGCAUGAUUCAAUGGGCUUAUGCCGGAAGGCAUUUCGGCCUCGACGACGUGGGGCCCUGGGCCGGCGACGAGCAGAAAUCGGAGAUCGUGAUCAUCGGCCAGGGGCUGGACGAAGCGACGUUACGGAGCGACUUGGACGAGGCGCUGUGUACGGAUGCUGAGUUGGACGAGAUGGAAAAAAGAGUCGAGGGCGGCGGGGGGUUGCGGUUCGCGGUGGGCACGUCGGUAGAGUGCAACGUCGGCGACGAGACCUGGAUGCGCGGCACGGUAGUAGCUUUAGACUACGUGGAAGAAGGCUGGGACCAGCCCGCGCCGUACCAAGUCGAGCUCGAGGACGGGACGCUCAUCUUCGCGCCCAUCGACGAGGACUGGGUCAUCCGCAAACAGCUCGCGGCGAAGGCGUAAAGACUACUUUGUACUUAUAACACAUCAAAAAUU
Pelagomonas calceolata is the source of this 2165-nucleotide messenger RNA. Lineage: Eukaryota; Pelagophyceae; Pelagomonadales; Pelagomonadaceae. The record is from the annotation of a GenBank genome assembly.